UGAUUGCGACACAGACGAGCUGCAGAAGCAGAAAUCUUCCUCAUUCCCAGAGCCAACGCAAAGCGGUGGUUACAACAGUGGAUGUGAACCGUCAGAGGUUAUAUAAGUUAUUUAACUACCUCACACGGUGCAUGGCUUCUGUCUGUCGCCGCUGGGGAACACACUAGGAGCGGCGGUACCUGUGCUGAGACCACUGGCCAACUCUCAUCUACAGUGACCCAUACAUCCAGAAACAGGUAACCAGACAGAAUGGCUGAGCCGGAGCUUCUGCUGGACUCCAAUAUUAGACUUUGGGUGGUGUUGCCCAUUGUCUUCAUCACUUUUCUGGUUGGGGUUAUUCGGCAUUAUGUAUCUAUUCUCCUUCAAAGUGACAAAAAGCUGACGUUAGAACAAGUUUCUGACAGCCAGGUUCUUAUUAGGAGCAGAAUUCUCAGAGAAAAUGGAAAAUACAUUCCCAAACAGUCCUUUUUGAUGAGGAAGUUCUACUUCAAUAACCAAGAAGAUGGAUUUUUCAAAAAGACCAAAAGAAAGGUUGUCCCACCCUCUCCAAUGACAGAUCCUAGCAUGCUGACAGAUAUGAUGAAGGGCAACGUAACCAACGUGCUUCCCAUGAUCCUCAUCGGUGGAUGGAUCAACUGGACAUUUUCAGGAUUUGUAACAACUAAGGUUCCCUUCCCUCUCACACUGCGCUUUAAGCCCAUGCUGCAACAAGGAAUAGAGUUGCUCUCAUUGGAUGCUUCUUGGGUGAGCUCCGCAUCCUGGUAUUUCCUGAACGUGUUUGGACUUCGAAGCAUGUACUCUUUAAUCCUAGGCCAAGAUAACGGCGCAGACCAGUCGAGGAUCAUGCAGGAGCAGAUGAGCGGUGCUGCCAUGGCCAUGCCUGCAGAUACAAAUAAAGCUUUCAAAGCUGAGUGGGAGGCACUGGAACUGACUGACCAUCAGUGGGCGCUUGAGAAUGUAGAGGAUGAUCUGAUGAGCCGGGAGUUGGACUUUGAUGGCAUGUUCAGCAAGGAGCUGCCAAGCGGUAUCUUCUGAUGGCCUAAUCACUUCCUUUUUGGAGACUCCAAUUUCAAAUUUGAUUAUUUCAGGGAUUUGUUUUGGGGGGGGGGUUGUUUUGUUUUUUUGUUGUUGUGUGUGUGUGUUUUUUGUUUGUUUGUUUUUUUUUUAAAAUCUGAAACCACACAACUGGGACAAAUCCCUUCAUAUGCAAAGUUUACAUCAUCUAAUUUGUUGUAGUGGUCUUUUCACAUGUAUCUACCUUCCAUUCCUGUCCAUAAAUGAACUGAAAUGAACACAAAUACACUGGUUCUACUGUUGCCUCAUGCAUAAUAGAGAGCUCUGCUUUGUUAUUUCAAAGGAAGAAGGGGCUGUUCUAGAGAAAUUAAGUGAUGUUUUUUUGAUUUUUGAAACAUGUUCUUGUUGGCUUGAAACUGAAUGCAGUCAUAAUGCCAUUAAGUAGUAGAAUCUGAACUGCCUAGUGCUUCUUCUUCCUAAUGUCAUGCACAGCUAGUUAGCUGUCUUCAUUUUGUAUGUGUCAUUUUUAAACAAAAUAGUACAUAAAACAGUUUUACAGGUCAGAAUGAUCUAUAUUUAAUAAUCCUUUAACCAUCCGUUAUUGCUCAUAUCUUAGAUUGUAGAUAGAAGCAGGUCCAGAACAGGUUAGGUUUGUUUGUUUUGUGGCAGGGGAAAUGUUGAGUUUUGUCAUCAAGAUAUUGUUUUUGAAGUAUGUAGACGGUUUAUUUUGUAAUUAACUCCCUUGUGUUUUGUACAGUAUAAAGUCUGUUUUGAUUCAAAA
Messenger RNA from Oreochromis aureus, 1795 nucleotides. It is a transcript of the gene emc3, whose product is annotated as ER membrane protein complex subunit 3. Gene Ontology annotation, biological process: protein folding in endoplasmic reticulum. Lineage: Eukaryota; Metazoa; Chordata; Actinopteri; Cichliformes; Cichlidae. The record is from RefSeq and is a predicted model, not a curated record. Gene Ontology annotation, cellular component: membrane; EMC complex. The coding region runs from base 250 to 1035 and encodes 261 amino acids. The transcript is spliced from 9 exons.